Molecule: messenger RNA, 1860 nt
Organism: Metarhizium brunneum ARSEF 3297
Lineage: Eukaryota; Fungi; Ascomycota; Sordariomycetes; Hypocreales; Clavicipitaceae
Gene: mmp18
Product: Matrix metalloproteinase-18
Biological process (GO): proteolysis
Cellular component (GO): extracellular matrix
Molecular function (GO): zinc ion binding; metalloendopeptidase activity
Source: RefSeq, a predicted model, not a curated record
AUGGGCGAAGUAGUUGUCCCCGGGAAAGAAGACGAGGACUAUAUCCCCCAGCCUACGGAGAAGCAGCAGAAGAUCCUAUCGACUCCAGACUUUGGCAUCGGCGAUGCGGUCGACGACAGCCCGGUGAGCGGGUUCCUCAGCGCGUACGGAUACUUGGAGUCGCAAGAUGCCGACACGGGCAAGGUCGGGGAGAAGACGGUAUCCGCGCUCAAGGACUACCAGAAGUUCCACAAGCUCAAGGUGGACGGGAAAUUCGGAGAGAAGACGCGGCAUCUCAUGGCACAGCGGCGGUGUAGCUUCAACGACUGCAGCGUGGCCUCUGAGGUCUAUGUCCGCGGAGCCUGGCCUGACCGCACCAUACUCUACGCCUUUGGCACUCUGUCGCAGCAAGUGGACAAGAAGAAGUGCAUGCAGGCUAUCCAAUCCGCCAUGGCGACGUGGGCAAAGGAGAUCCCGGGACUCAAGUUUAUCGAGAACGAGGCGCACCGCGACCACGAAGUCAAGAUUGAAUUUCGCAAGGUGCCCGACACGGACUGCGUCGAAAGCCUGGAGGGCGGGGAGCUCGCGCACGCGUCGCUGCCGCCCGGCUUCGGGACCAAGUUUCCAGGAAUGCCCAAGCCGGUGCAUUUCGACGAGACAGAGGUCCAGUGGGUAUUGGGGAAGCAGAAGGGCAAGUAUGAUGUCGAGUCGGUUGCACUGCAUGAGAUUGGCCACCUCCUCGGCAUGCUGCACAACGGCAACCAAGAAUCCAUCAUGUAUCCGCGGGUCAGCGACAAUAAGCUCGCGAGAAAGCUAUCGGAGCAUGACAAGACUGGGAUACGCCGGCUGUAUCCGGAGUGGAAGCGCGUCGGGGGCUCCUUUACCAGCGACCCGGUUCUCGUGUCGUGGACCACGGGCAACUUCACCAACCUGGCCUGUAUCGGCAGCGACGGCGGCCUGCGGCACCGGUACCAGCGGGAGCCGUACGGCACGUGGCACCCGGCCGGCGAGAGCUUCGAGCACCUCGGGGGCAAGCUGGCGGGAAACGUGGCGGCGGUGACGCGCGCCGAGGAGCACGUCGCCUUCUUCGCCCGGGGCCAGGACGGCAAGUGCCACAGCAAGUGGUACAGCGGCGGCUGGAGCGACUGGAUGUCGCGCGGCGGCGACGUGCAGGGCGACAUCGCGGCCGUGUCGUGGGGGCACGCCGGCACCCGGACGGACCUCUUCAUGCGCGGCGCCGACAACGCCAUCCACCACAAGUACUACGACGGCACGGCCUGGACCCCGGGCGUGGAGACGUGGACGAGCCUCGGCGGCAACACCACGGGCAGCCCCAAGGCCAUCUGCUGGGGCGCCAAGCGCAUCGACGUGUUCGCGCGCAGCGCCGCCGACAAGAGCGUGCUGUGGAAGGCGUGGGACGGCGACAAGUGGGUCCCCGAGGGCGCCGACUGGACCUCGCUCGGCGGCACGGCGCUGGAGGACGUGGCCGUGGUUUCGUCGAGAGCCAACCACCUGUACCUCUUCAUCCGCGGCGCCGACAACACCGUCUACUCCAAGAGCUACCUGGACGGCAAGUGGGAGCCGAGCAUCACCGAGUGGGGCCACCACGAGGAGGACUUUGCCAACGAAAUCAGCUCCCCCAUCUCGGCCCUGGCCUACAACGACUAUUGGGACAAAUUCAUGUACAAGCGGAUCAUGCUGGCGGCGCUCAGCUCGAACAAAAUGGUCAGGCUCAAGAUGUUUGAUGGCACAAAGUGGAGGAAGUGGUUUUAUCUCGGGGACAAGGUCAUGGCUGGCGCGCCCGUGCUGCACCCGUGGCGUGAUAACACGCCCGUUGUCGUGGCCCGGGGGACCGACGGCGCACUCUGGAAGUGGGAGUAG